AUGUCUCAGAGUGAACCACUACCUCCAGCAUCUAGCACAGAGAAGUAUCCCAAGAUCUUCAUCAACACAGAACAGAAAACCAUGGGAAGAGUUUAUCCAUUCUCAGCCCAUGAUAACCAAGCUGCACUGCAAGAUAGCAUCAAUGUAUUUGAUGAUGGAUUAGGCCGCAAGAAGUGCCUGGACGAGCGUAGACAACAUAACUCCCACUUCUGCCUGUGCCACCAUGGAAGUGUGAGUGGCGUGGGGGAGACGAGGGGAGACUUCUCAGCCUAUCAGACAGACUACCAGGACCGCCAGGACACAGAGGGCUCCUCCACCAGCAGGCGUUUUCCCAGUAACCAUCUUGAUAGGUCCACUGUGGCAGCUGCUGCCCAGGCAGGAGAGCACUUUAUGUGGUUCGGGAGGCAUGAUGAGGUCCGUCCUGUGCCCCUUGAAGUGCUGGCAGCUACCAACUGCUCCUCCUCAUCCAAGCCGUCCAGACACUCCUACCAGAUCAGGCAUUAG
Salvelinus sp. IW2-2015 is the source of this 504-nucleotide messenger RNA. RefSeq names its product testis expressed 36 (gene tex36). NCBI's taxonomy places the organism in Eukaryota, Metazoa, Chordata, Actinopteri, Salmoniformes, Salmonidae. The record is from RefSeq and is a predicted model, not a curated record.